This is a messenger RNA of Cuscuta campestris, 1660 nucleotides long. NCBI's taxonomy places the organism in Eukaryota, Viridiplantae, Streptophyta, Magnoliopsida, Solanales, Convolvulaceae. The record is from the annotation of a GenBank genome assembly.
UAGGAUUAUUAUUAAUUACAAAUAACAUAAUACCACAUAUAUUCCUUGGCCUCCAUUUCAUAUAUAUUUCAUUAUUAAAGAAAUAUAUACAAUGAAAUCCAUUAUUAGUAGGAGGAUUCUUGUCUUGGUUUUCUUCAUUUCCUCGAGAGCUGCCGCUAGUGGCGGCGGCGGUGAAAUCUCCCAGCCUCCUUACUACCCACCCCAGGCUGCACCCGCACCCCAGGGUGGAGGCUACGAGCAGUCGUUUGCAGACGUCGUCUUCGACGUCCUGUCUUACGGCGAUGUCGGAGACGGCGUUGCAGACGACACGUCGGCGUUCAAGAUGGCGUGGGACCACGCGUGCCAGAGCGACUCGCCGCCCGUCGUGUUGGCCCAAAGACACCGCGUUUUCUUGAUCCAACCCACCAUCUUCACUGGCCCUUGCAAAAGCACAAUGACGCUUCAGAUUGAAGGGACGAUAAUGCCACCGGACGGACCGGAAUCGUGGCCGGAAAACAUGACCAAGAGGCAAUGGUUAGUUUUCUACAAAAUGAAUGGGAUGAAUAUGGAAGGUGGUGGAGUGAUAGAUGGGAGGGGUGAGAAAUGGUGGGAUCUUCCUUGCAAGCCUCACAGGGGAGUCAACGGAACAACCCUAGAAGGCCCUUGUGAUAGCCCAGUGGCAAUAAGGUUUUUUGGGAGCAGAAAAGUGAAGGUGAGGGAGGUGAAGAUGAAGAACAGCCCUUUAUUCCACAUGAGGUUUGAUAGGUGCAAUGAUGUGCACAUAGAUGCAAUCCACAUCAAUGCACCACCACACAGCCCAAACACUGAUGGAAUCCACAUUGAGAACACUUUUGAUGUUACUAUACACAACUCCAUUGUUUCCAAUGGGGAUGACUGUAUAUCCAUUGGAGCAGGCUGUUACAAUGUAGAUAUAUGGAACAUGACUUGUGGUCCUGGUCAUGGGAUCAGUAUAGGCAGCCUGGGCAUGAGAAACAGCAAAGCAUGUGUGUCAAACAUACGUGUAACGGACUCGACGAUCCGCGAUUCGGACAACGGGUUGCGGAUCAAGACGUGGCAGGGCGGGACGGGGUCGGUCUCGGGGGUGUCCUUCGACAACGUAAGGAUGGACGACGUCCGGAACCCGAUAAUCAUCGACCAGUACUACUGCAACAACAAGGCCAUGGGGAGCUGCACAAACCAGACCUAUGGGGUGCACAUAUCAGGGGUUUUGUACUCAAACAUUAAGGGCACAUAUGACGUCAGGAGCCCUCCAAUGCACCUGGCUUGCAGUGACAGUGUCCCUUGUACCAACUUGACACUGUCCGAGGUGGAGCUGUACCCUUCCCAAGGGCAGAGGAUGUGGGACCCUUUCUGCUGGAAUGCCUAUGGGGAUCUAGUAACUGUCACCAUUCCACCUGUCCUCUGCUUAUUGGACGGCCUUCCUCAGUCUUUUCCAAGUAUUUAUGAUGAUCAUUGUUGGUGAUGAUCAAGGAUUAAACAGAGCUCUUGAUUAGAUUUAUAUAUGCCUCUAGAUUAUUUGUGAAAAUUUCAACCCAAAAAAAAAGUGAUUUAUUUUGAUAAGUUAAUUACGGAGUAAUUAAUUAGUGGGGUUUUAAUUUUUUUUACACGAGAGAUCGAUGUCAUAAAAAUAAAUCGUGUCAAUUAAAAAUCUAACCUUUAG